This is a messenger RNA of Chlamydomonas reinhardtii, 1204 nucleotides long. RefSeq lists its product as uncharacterized. The transcript has 4 exons. The coding region runs from base 106 to 471 and encodes 121 amino acids. The record is from RefSeq and is a predicted model, not a curated record. Lineage: Eukaryota; Viridiplantae; Chlorophyta; Chlorophyceae; Chlamydomonadales; Chlamydomonadaceae.
GUGGCUGGGCAUAGCGCAUACCGUAGACUAGCGUUCGGCAUUAGAGCCGAGCCCAGCACCCACUGUCGUUGCUCGUGAGCGCGUGUUUUCCUCAGCCUAGGCGCCAUGACGUGGCCGGAGCCCCCGAACUACUAUGAGGCUCCCAAGCAUGGCUUCAAGGUCACGCUGGAGAACCCGACCUUUCCGAUUAUCAACCCGGACCCCAACAUCACGGACGCAGUCACCAACAUGCGCUCGGAGAACUGGGGCGUGGUCGCUGGCCUGGCUGGUCUGGGCUACGUAGCAGGAUACUACUUCGGUGCCAAGGUGCACUGGGCCAAGCCCACCGCUCUGUUCACCUCCAUUUUCCUGGGGAAGAGCGGCCUGCUGUGGGGCAUGUCGGACAGCGCUCACCGGCUGAUGGGCUUCAAGGAGAACAGCAAGGAGGUGGCCGCCAACCUGCCGCACGUGAUGCAGCGCGAGUCCUACUAAACAGAUUGGACACAGCCGCUGCAAGCAGCAGCACCGCCGAUGGCGCGGGACUCGCGGCUGCGGCUGCAGCUGCCGUAGCAGCAGUGGUAGGCGCUGAGGACUGGUGGAUGUAGCAUGGGGGCGGAGAACGAGGAGGAGCAGCAGCAGCAGCCGCUGGAGCAAGAAUGCAUGGACUGUAUAUGCGUCCAAGGCACUGGAAACGGUGCUGCUGGCACGCGAGGAGCUGGCGUGUAGCAGCAGCUGCGGAGCUCGAUGCUGCUCCGGGAUGCGUGUUACCGCUGACAGGCACCAACAGUGGGCUGAAGGUGUGGGUAAGCGCACGUAAGCGCACCUUGACGCAAGAGGCCGCGAGGACAAGGGAGGAGCGGCGGUUUGGCCUCGGCAGCCCGAACAUCUUGACCAUUAUGGUCUAAGGAGCUUAUGAAUAGAGUAGGAGGGCAUGCGGUAAAAGGAGGGUGCAAUGCUGACUGAGGAAGGCCUGGAUAGUGAGUAUCAGGUUGAGGUGCGUGGAGCCGGGAAACACGCAACGCACCAGUUAGGGACCGAGGUGUUUAUGUGCUGUGUGAUGCGCUGUGUAUGUCGGCUGUCGAGUUAGGCACGGGUGGUUACCCUGCUUGAGUCCGAAGUGUGACCGACACCGUAAUCAAUAUUACUUCGCCGGGUCCGGAACUCCGGGUCCGGGGCUGUACGGUAUGGUAGCAGGCGCAGUGCAGGUUAUCAAGGUGAGCGCAGC